ACAUAAUUUUUGGAUGGCGUAGUCAGAUGGGGGUUAGGAUUGACAUAUCAAAAAAUUGUUAUGCUACGCCCACUAGAAGUACGUUAUGUACGAAACUACACGAGACCCUUACAUUCUACCUAUAAAUUUUGUGCAUUUAUUUUUGUUGGAAUUGGGUAUUGUAUUGACUGUGUCUGUUAUGUUGUCAAGUUUUUUAAUGUGUUAGUUUGGGUUAUAAUUGUUUCCAAUGUCUCAGAAGAUAAAAUUCUGGAGGCCUGGAGAUUCUUCUCCGCAACAAAAUGUUCUUCAAGAACGUCAAACGAACACUUUCGAUUCUAGCAUUUUGUACAAGCCUACUGGAGCUGACCUAUCACUUGAUAACCAAAGGAAAAGAUUGCCGAUUCACAACUAUCGAAGUCACAUUAUAUAUUUGCUAGAAAAUAAUCGAACACUUAUAAUAGUUGGAGAGACGGGAUGUGGAAAAAGUACACAAAUUCCCCAAUAUCUGGUCGAGUCUGGAUGGGCAACAUCUGAGAAUCAAAAAAUUGCUAUAACAGAACCUCGUCGAGUAGCAGCAGUUUCUCUUGCCUCCAGGGUGGCAGAUGAAAGAGUGGGAACAUUGGGACUGGAAGUUGGAUAUGCAAUCCGUUUUGAUGAAUGUUAUGAUGACAAGAAAACUUUAAUUAAGUUUAUGACUGAUGGUGUUUUGCUUCGAGAAAUGAUGACAGAUCCUUUGUUAAAGCAGUAUUCUGUUAUUAUGGUUGAUGAAGCACAUGAGCGCAGCAUUAAUACAGAUAUGUGCAUAGGUCUUCUCAAGAAAAUACAAAAACGAAGACCUGAGUUGAGACUAAUUGUAGCCUCAGCUACCAUUGAUGCUGAAAAAUUUUUCGAUUUCUUCAAUGUAAAAGAUGAGCAAGAAAAUGAUUCUUGUGCAAUUUUGUCAGUUGAGGGCAGAGUUCACCCUGUUGAAACUUUUUAUUCAGUUGAUCCUGUUCCAGAUUAUGUUACAGCCACUGUUAAAACAAUAAUGGAAAUACAUCUAUCACCUAAAGAAGGGGAUAUUCUUGCAUUUCUUACUGGACAAGAGGAAGUAGACAGAGCUGUUGCUCAAGUACAAGAACAAGCUCGAUCGGCUGCUAAAAAUGGCAUGAAAAAAUAUUUGAUUGUCAUGCCGAUGUAUAGCACUUUGCCAAUUCAUGAACAGCAAAAAAUUUUUGAAAAAGUAUCUCGAAACGCCAGAAAGGUGGUUAUAAGUACGAAUAUAGCUGAAACAUCCAUUACUGUCAAUGGUGUAGUAUUUGUGGUCGAUUGUGGUUUCGUUAAAAUCAAAGCAUACAAUCCACACACAGGCAUUGAAUCGCUGAUGGUCAAUCCGACAUCGAAAGCAUCCGCUUUACAAAGAGCUGGUAGAGCAGGACGAUGCAGGCUUGGUGAAGCAUACCGACUUUACACAGAAGAAGACUAUGACAAGCUUGAUGAUAUAACUGUUCCAGAGAUGCAAAGGACUUCACUUGUGCCUGUUCUUCUUCAGCUAAAAUCUCUUGGAGUAGAAAAUGUUGUGAGAUUUGAUUUCUUGUCACCUCCUCCUGCCCAAUGUAUGAUUAACGCAAUGGAAACCUUGUAUGCAUUGGGUGCAAUAAAUGAGAAUGGCUCUCUCACCCAACCUUUAGGAUUUCAAAUGUCAGAAUUCCCUCUCGGACCUCAAUUUGCAAAAAUGAUUUUGAACUCGGAAACAUUUGAAUGCUCUGAGGAAAUUAUUACAAUCGCAGCUAUGCUCCAGGUAAACACAGUGUUUUCCAUGUCUGCAAGGACAAAAACACAGUCAAUGAAAGAACAUAGAAAGUUUGCGGUAGCUGAAGGUGACCACAUAACUAUGUUAAAUGUAUACAAUGCGUUUGUAAAUGAAGGAAAUGAGACUAAGAGAUGGUCAAAUCGCUAUUGUUUAAAUUUUGAAAGAUUGAAGCGUGCCUGUCAACUGAGGAAACAGCUUGAAAAAUACCUUAAUAGGUUUAAUAUCAAGUUGAUAUCAUGUGGAAGAGAUACUGAAAAAAUUCUUCGUUGCAUCACAUCUGGAUUUUUUGCAAAUGCUGCUAAACUUCAAAUGGAUGGUUCUUAUAAAUCAUUAAAGGGUGGUAAUACAUUACAAAUUCAUCCCACUUCUGUUCUUGCCACAGAACAACCGCCUCAAUUUGUUAUUUUCAAUGAAAUAAUGCAAACAACAAGCUAUUAUAUGAGAGAUAUAUCUGUUAUCAAGCCUGAAUGGCUUUGUGAACUUGCUUCUCAUUAUUAUGAAUCUGGGACUGAAAGAUCGAUUGGUGUAAAACGAAUGAGAGUGUUUUGAACAUAUAUUUUUGAAUGUUGCUAGGACAUCAAAAUUAAUAUUGAUUUUAUUUAUUGUUUGAAACAUAUAG
Styela clava is the source of this 2390-nucleotide messenger RNA. RefSeq names its product putative ATP-dependent RNA helicase DHX35. Gene Ontology annotation, cellular component: catalytic step 2 spliceosome; intracellular anatomical structure. The record is from RefSeq and is a predicted model, not a curated record. Gene Ontology annotation, molecular function: ATP binding; helicase activity; RNA binding. Lineage: Eukaryota; Metazoa; Chordata; Ascidiacea; Stolidobranchia; Styelidae.